Puccinia graminis f. sp. tritici CRL 75-36-700-3 is the source of this 636-nucleotide messenger RNA. RefSeq lists its product as uncharacterized. Gene Ontology annotation, molecular function: DNA binding. Lineage: Eukaryota; Fungi; Basidiomycota; Pucciniomycetes; Pucciniales; Pucciniaceae. Bases 1 to 636 code for a protein of 211 amino acids. The transcript has a single exon. The record is from RefSeq and is a predicted model, not a curated record. Gene Ontology annotation, biological process: DNA recombination; DNA integration.
AUGCAACUAUUCACGGCCCUGUAUCAAACAUCUGAUUUCGAUAACGCCCUCAUCGACCUGUGCAUAGUAGCCUUCUGGGGACUGGCGCGCCUAGCGGAACUGACCUACGACCGUAAGGACGGGCCGGUCCGAUGCGACAUGUCGGUACUGACGUCCGACGUCACGUUCACAGAGACAUCGAACGGGAUGGGGGUAACGGCGGCGAUCACCCUGAGGGCCGCCAAGACAGCCGGCCCGGGCGGAACCCAGCUAAUCCUUCUGACAGAGCAGCCACACAUACUGUGCCCAGUCCGGGCCAUCAGGCGCCGGCUAGCUGAAGCAAACGGCGAACGGACAUCGCUUUUUGGUUUUGGACGCCCUGCCAGUCGCCACCACAUCACGCGCAGGGCAGCGGUCACCAGAAUCCAAGCGAUUUUUGCAACAGGGGGAGGUAACCAGCUUUUGGGACACUCGUUCAGAGUAGGAGGUGCCUCCUUGAGGCACGCCCUGGGAAUGAAGCCAGAUCAAAUUUGUUCUCUGGGUCGCUGGACCUCCCAUUGUUAUCGCUUGUACCUUCGACCUUACAGCCGCGAAGAUAUGUUACAUACUACUAGUUUGCUACGAGCUCUUGUAUCUAACUGGAGCAAGAUGAGUUGA